This is a messenger RNA of Belonocnema kinseyi, 2216 nucleotides long. RefSeq names its product ester hydrolase C11orf54 homolog. Lineage: Eukaryota; Metazoa; Arthropoda; Insecta; Hymenoptera; Cynipidae. Bases 285 to 1778 code for a protein of 497 amino acids. The transcript has 11 exons. Gene Ontology annotation, molecular function: zinc ion binding; serine-type endopeptidase activity; hydrolase activity, acting on ester bonds. Gene Ontology annotation, cellular component: nucleus. Gene Ontology annotation, biological process: proteolysis. The record is from RefSeq and is a predicted model, not a curated record.
GCCUGGACAACGUUCACUUUCAAUAUUCGACACAAGCACCUGACGCAAAAAUAAAUUCUAGAGUGAGUUUGGAGUUAAGGAAUAUAACAAAAUUUUACGCAUCAGCGGAUCUGCUUAUCCGUAAAAAGCGUGUAAUCGAUAAAACACAGAAAGGAGAAUUUCCAAAUGUGCUUAGCAGAUUUCCCUAUAUUGUCAACAUUUUAAGAUAUGGUGUUAGUCAUUGUGCCGGAAUUAUAUUAGAAUCUGAUAUCAUUUUAUCUGCGGAGACCUGUAUUUCGUCACCGAUGAAUAAUGAAUUCUCCAUUUUAUCUGGUUCAUCAAAGAUAAAUAAUGGAACUCAUCAUAAUAUUCGCCUAGAUACUAUACUUAUCUCAAGAACAGGUUCAGUGAUGUUUAAAAUUGUGCCACCAAUUCAUAUUCGCCAAGCUCAUUGUAAUAAGAAAAUAGAACUGUUUACGGGUGUUUUACCUCCAUUAGCGAAUGCUUGGUUUGGAGGCUGGGGAUGUACCAAAAUACAAGUAGGACUUGGGAUUCCACCUACAUUUCCUAAAGAGUUAGUGAUAACCCAUCUUCCCAUAAUUUCCAAUCAGGAGUGCGCGCUGAAACAUGGACACAAUAUUAACGAUCCGAGAUAUAUUUGUACUCUUGAUACAAGUAAAAGGAGGGCCACUUCUCUGGGUGAUGAGGGUGGUCCCUUAGUUUUCCAAAAUCACCUUAUCGGUGUCCUACUUUAUCAUACGUUGGAAACUGGGAUUCAUCCAGAUGUGUUCAUUAACCUUUUGGAUAACAACGAACAUCAGUGGAACACAAACGCUGAAGCGUUGAAAAUUGAAGAAAAAAAAUUACACGUGCCUCCCUUGAGUGAAUUACAAACUGUUUUCCGUACAGAGCUUUUAAAAAACUUUGCUGAAGUUACAGUCGAAAUCGUUGAAUCUCCAGACUUAACUCAAUCACCUUACAAUCUAGCAGCUACUGGACUGGGAGGUAAUCCAAUACUUCUAGACGUCGGUGGAACUGCCCUGUACGAUCCCCAAAUAGAGAAACAAAAAUUAUUCGACCUUAAAAAUAUCGUCCAGAAUUUGAACCGUACACUGGGAUCAUAUGUAAUGGGUGCUGCUGGUGGACCCUGGAUUUUUCUUAAAAAAGAUUGCGAUGUAGCAGUUAACAUAGUUCUGAAUAAACCACAAUCCACCAGAAGCUCCUAUAUCAUAUCACUCGACAAAACUGUCGGAAAAAUUAUCUGUCAAGUCCUGCCUUUUCAUGAGACUCGAUUUGCAGUACAAGGAAGUUUAUUUCUAAGCGAUGGAAGAAGGGGAGAGGUCAUAAAAGUUUGUGCUGAGAAUCGAAUAGGCGAAGAUAGUUUCAUUGCUAGUAUGAGAAGGAGCAUUACAAAUUACUAUGGAGACGAGAAACUUGUUGGUAUUGGUGGAGUCUUUGUGUUACAAAAAGGAAAGGCAAAUGGAACUUUUGUGAACGUACUAGAGGAACCUAUACCUAAGGAUAGCAAUUUGACACGGGUCCCCCUUUUUUACGUUGAUGAAGUUUCUGCUAAGGCGACUGGAGUCGGUACUUUUGUUUCUGCCAGAUCUGAACUUGAACUUACACCAAAUCACUUCCAUUUGUUUUCUAGACAUCUCGAUGGUGGACAUUAUGCUAGUGACACCACCCCUGCAAUUGUAAAAUAUGAAGCAUAUUUCCUACCUGCAGACUUUCUGAUGAGAGUAGAUCAAGCUCCUGCAGUGCCGAAAUUGAUUGAACUUGAUCAUUUAUUGAAUUGACUUAGUGAUAAAAUUUCUUACACUGAUUCAUGUACAAUAUUCAGCUUUUCACUGUCCUAUAUGUUUCUAUUACGAGUUUUUGUAAGUAUAAUUAAAGUAAUUGGUUUUUAAUACUUAGAGAAUAGAUGCAGCAAUGUCCGCAUUGAUUGUUAUUAAUUAUUGAUUUUGGGUGUGCUUCAUACGAGUUAAUGGUUCAGUGACACCUGUGCACCUUUCAAUGACAGUACUCUUCACCUUUCACUGACAGGAAAAUGGAAAGAGCAUCACGUGAAUGGGGAAAGGGAGUCUUAAAAGCUGUUAGAAAACGUAUCAAAUAUUUUCUAAGUAGCCUUCGAAAAAUGUAGUAUUUUUAACACAACUGAUAUUAAAGGAAGCAUUCAGUGAAAAAUUGAUGAUUUUAUAAAUUUCAUAAACAGGUAAUAAAAUCUGUUAAAAAAU